This is a messenger RNA of Kickxella alabastrina, 1445 nucleotides long. Its product is annotated as peptidase M24, structural domain-containing protein. Gene Ontology annotation, biological process: proteolysis. Lineage: Eukaryota; Fungi; Kickxellomycota; Kickxellomycetes; Kickxellales; Kickxellaceae. The transcript is spliced from 2 exons. Bases 77 to 1342 code for a protein of 421 amino acids. Gene Ontology annotation, molecular function: metalloaminopeptidase activity. The record is from RefSeq and is a predicted model, not a curated record.
AAUUGAUUUGAUUUUUCCUUUUCUGCUUUAAACCUCAGUUUUUUUUUUCAAUUUCAAAGCAAUUCAAUUUUUACCAAUGAGCUCUGCCACUGAAGCCGCUGCUCCCGAAGCGCAGCUUGCCUCGCUUUCCAUCAGCGACCCUAUUUCCACUGAGCCUCAAGCCGUUGACAACAACAAUGACUCUGACAGCGAAGCCGAGACAAACACUAAGAAGAACAAGGGAAAGAAGAAGAAGAGCAAAGGACCUGGAGCCUCCGCGCAAACCUCGCCGCCCAGCAUCCCUGUCUCGCAACUCUUCCUCAACAACAGCUACCCGGUAGGUGAGCUGCAAGAGUACCGUGACGACAAUCUCUUCCGCACAACUAGCGAGGAGAUGCGGGCCAAGGACCGGCUUAAUGAGAAGCAGCUUUUUGACCUGCGCCGUGCGGCGGAGGUACACCGCGAGGUCCGGCAGUAUGCACAGUCAGUGAUUCGGCCCGGGAUGGACCUGGCGGAUAUUGCGGAGCUGAUUGAGAACGGUACGCGCACGCUGGUACAGGAGCAAGGGAUGGCGGCUGGUGUCGGGUUUCCGACAGGUCUGUCGCUGAAUAACUGUGCGGCACAUUACACGCCAAAUAAGGGCGACCAUGUGAUAAUCCAACAGGACGACGUGCUCAAGGUUGAUAUCGGCGUCCAAGUUAAUGGUAAUAUUGUUGACUCAGCCUUCACCAUGGCGUGGAACGACCGGUAUAAGCCGCUGCUGGAUGCCGUGAAGGAUGCGACAAACACGGGAAUUCGCGAGGCCGGCAUUGAUGUAAGACUGGGUGAUGUGGGUGCCGCGAUCCAAGAGGUUAUGGAGUCCUACGAGAUCGAGCUUGAUGGCAAAGUUAUUCCGAUCAAGCCUGUGCGCAAUCUCUGCGGACACAACAUCGGCCCGUACGUCAUCCACAGCGGCAAGUCUGUGCCAAUCGUGGCGAACGGUGACCCCACGCGCAUGGAGGAGGGCGAGCUUUUUGCUAUCGAGACCUUCGGCACCACUGGAAAAGGCACUGUGUUCGAGAAGGGUAUCUGCAGCCAUUAUUCGCGCACGGUGGAUGCGCGCAGGUCGCAGUCGGCGUCAGGAAAUAAGCUGCUGAGCGUUAUUGGGAAGAACUUUGGCUCACUGCCGUUCUGCCGCAGGUUCUUGGAUCGCCUGGGCGAGUCGCACUAUUACUUGGGUCUGAAGAACCUGGUUGACGAGGGAAUUGUCACCGCAUACCCGCCGCUGUGGGAUGUUGAGGGUUCGUAUACCGCGCAGUUUGAACACACCCUUAUCCUGCGUCCCAAUAUCAAGGAGGUUCUGUCGCGCGGUGACGACUUCUGAUCAGGCGGAUGAAAUAAAGAGAUCAAAUUGGAUAACCCUAUUUUUUCCACCUUUCUCUUUAUUUUUAUUUUUAUUUAUUAUUUUGUGCGCAGCAAAAAAUAUA